Talaromyces rugulosus is the source of this 966-nucleotide messenger RNA. RefSeq lists its product as uncharacterized. The transcript is spliced from 5 exons. Lineage: Eukaryota; Fungi; Ascomycota; Eurotiomycetes; Eurotiales; Trichocomaceae. Bases 1 to 966 code for a protein of 321 amino acids. The record is from RefSeq and is a predicted model, not a curated record.
AUGAAGUCGUUUAUGCCUCUUGUCUUCGCUGCAGGCUGCAGCGCUGCCUCGUCCUUGCCCGACUAUGUGCUUACCUACGCACCGGUGGUCUGGCUCGAUGUCAACGAGACCUAUUUCCCUAGCGACAUCGGCGCUCAGUUGGACAGCUCCAACUCGUACCCGGCAGUGAACUACACUCGCAUCUCCGACUAUCCGACUCCGCUCACGCUUGACAACUUGGACCAGCUCAACGACUUGGGCAACACCAGCGUGUACAUAACCUCCAACCAGGGUAUCGCGGCCAACCCAUCCUGGUUCGCAGGUGUCCAGCCUGAUUCCGAUGGAAAAUCGGGCGAUGCGACCAGCUGCGCCAUCGUCACCUUUGACCACGGAAAUGGAAUCGUCGACGCUUUCUACUUCUACUUCUAUGCUUACAACAAGGGCGACAAGGUCGUGGGCAUAUGGUUCGGUGACCACGUUGGCGACUGGGAGCACAACAUGAUCCGAUUCGACAACGGUGAACCACAGGCUUUGUGGUACAGCCAGCACGCCGGUGGCGAGGCCUUCACCUACAACGCGACUCUCAAGAUCAAUGAACGUCCAGUUGCAUACUCGGGCCGAGGAACCCACGCCAACUAUGCCAUCGAAGGUAAGCACGACCACGCCAUCCCCGGGCACAAUCUGCCAGAUGGCUUUGUUGUCGACUACACCAGCAACGGCACGCUGUGGGAUCCGACUGGAAACUACUAUGCGUACAGCUAUGACAACUCGACAACCAAGUUCACCGCAUACGACUCGAGCUAUCCCGUCAACUGGCUGUACUUUAACGGACAAUGGGGCGAUAUCCAGGUUGCCAACCAGACUGGAAUUUUCGGCGAGUACACGUACACCAGCGGUCCCAACGGUCCAAAAUUCAAGGGCCUCGUCCGCGACAACGUGUGCCCCAACGGUAAUGACUGCGAUGUGAAGGACUAUCUCACCUGGUAA